UAUAAAAUGAAACUACUGGUGGUGUUUUUGGUUACAUUAUUAACAAAAUAUGCGGAAAAUGCGAAUAUUUUAGUGUUACAGAUUUUGACCACUAAAAGUCAUCAUGUUAUGUUUGAGAGAAUUGUAAGAGGACUAGCAGAAAGAGGACAUCAAGUUGAUUUUGUGAAUCAUUUUCCUCUAAAAGAUCCACCACCAGGCUAUAACGAUAUAAGCCUAAAGGGCACCCUUGAAACAUUCGUCAACAACUUAACAGUGGAUGCUGCACAAUUUACCACUCAUAAAGAUGCAUUGGACUUCAUACUAAACGAAGUUGGUAUCAAACCAUGCAAAACAGCGUUCCAAAAUGACAAAGUAAAAAAUCUCAGAAACACUACCAAAAUAUACGACUUGAUAAUAACGGAAAUUUUCUCCAACGAUUGCAUGCUUGGUUUUGCCCAUCUUUUUGAUGUUCCUGUUAUAUCCAUAACAUCCAGUGUGAAUUUACCAUGGGGAUCAGAUAGGUUUGGACUACCAGAUAACCCAUCGUAUAUACCGAAUUAUUUUAUGGAAUAUUCUCCAAAAAUGACUUUGUCUGAACGAUUUUGGAAUACAGUUUAUCUGGCAGUAUCCAAAAUAAUGCAUUACAAGAGUAACAUUGAUGUAUAUGAAGCUUCAAAGGAUUUUUUUGGUCCCGAUCUACCCAGCUUAAACGACUUGACUUACAGGACAGCUUUAGUGUUUGUUAAUAGUCAUUUUAGUGCUAACCAAGCUAGGCCUACCGUGCCAGGAUUUAUUGAAAUUGGUGGAGUACACAUUAAUGAUCCAAAACCGCUUGAUGAGUAUUUUCAAAAACUUUUGGAAACAGACACAGAAGGCAUCAUAUAUUUAUCAAUGGGUUCCAUGAUAAAAACAGAAUCUUUUUCAAUACAAAAAAUCCAGGGAAUGUUUGAUGCCUUCGCGGAAUUACCUUACAAGGUUAUAUGGAAAGCAGACGUAGAUCAGUUCCCCAAAGAAGUUAAAUUUGCCAAAAACAUACACUUCGUAAAAUGGAUGCCCCAAUUGGAUAUACUAUGUUCCUCGAAUGUAAAGUUGUUUGUGAGCCACGGAGGGUUAAUGGGUUCUCAAGAGGCAGUCCAUUGCGGAGUACCCAUACUAGGUAUACCACUAUUUGCAGACCAAGAAUUAAACAUUCAACAGGCAGAAAAGGUGGGGCAAGCUAUCAAAGUUGACUACAAUGAAAUUUCCAAAGAAAAAAUCCUUAAUGCAGCUAAGGAAUUAUUGUACAACCAAAAAUAUCAACAAAAUGCCAAAAAAUUCUCAGUACUCUUUAAAGACAGACCAAUGUCUGCUUUGGAUACGGCUAUAUAUUGGACAGAAUACGUCAUAAGGCAUAAAGGCGCGCCUCAUUUGAAAAGUCAGGCAACUGAAUUGUCUUGGUAUCAGUAUUACUUGCUGGACGUAGCUUUAAUCUUCUUAAGUAUACUGUUUAUCACGAUAUAUGUUCUAGUGAUGUUUGCUAAGUUGUUACUUAUAUUGGUAGCAUCAAAACCAAAGAAUAAAAAAGACUAACUAUUAUCAUAUAGCUAGUAAUAAAUAUUAA
Brassicogethes aeneus is the source of this 1579-nucleotide messenger RNA. NCBI's taxonomy places the organism in Eukaryota, Metazoa, Arthropoda, Insecta, Coleoptera, Nitidulidae. The record is from the annotation of a GenBank genome assembly.